This is a messenger RNA of Emys orbicularis (European pond turtle), 2652 nucleotides long. It is a transcript of the gene KLHDC7A, whose product is annotated as kelch domain containing 7A. Gene Ontology annotation, molecular function: protein binding. Lineage: Eukaryota; Metazoa; Chordata; Testudines; Emydidae. The record is from RefSeq and is a predicted model, not a curated record. The coding region runs from base 1 to 2652 and encodes 883 amino acids. The transcript has a single exon.
AUGACCAACGGGGCUCAAGUCAGCCGGGACUGGCAGUCAGACAUGCAGCUCGCUGGGAAGCUGGCAUUUUCCGCAGCAGCUCUGCUCCUACUGACUUUGGCUUAUAGAUUCUAUAAGUCCCGACCAUCCAGCAGCGGGAUCCGAAAAGCUGACCAUGUGACGGAGCAGAGAGAAAAGGCUGGAUCCGGAAGGGGAGGCGCAGAAGAAACAUCACAGGGACUCAGGUACAGGCAAGUCAACAGCAAUGGGGUGAGGCCAAGCACCAGCAAAGGGAAUCAAAGUGCGCUCCUGGGUGGGACGGUCGCGGCGGGAACGCGGGGCCCACAAAGCACACCGCCCAGGGAAGAUCAAAGGCUGCCGAAGGGGGAGGAGGAGGAGAAAGAGAAGGGAAAGGAGGCUUGUCAGCUGGUCGCCGAAUCACAGCCAGACAAAAAGCCGCCUGUUUCGGAGGGAGAGGGGCAGAGUCCAGGUGUGGUCCCGAGCGUGGCGACAGCAGAGAGUGCAGAGCAGGAGGCGCCAGUGGCAGGAACAGAAGCCGGAGGUAAGCGUAACGUUUGCGGUCUGCCAAGCAAACCGGACAGCUCCGUAGAUGACAGCAGGGGGGCCAGCUGGGCCGUAGCCUCGCGGCAGUCUGGGUGUAGCGUCAGCCUCAGGCACAGUCCUUGCAGCACCCAACCAGGAAAUGCUUCUGAGCUCACAGCAGCUGACAGAUCCGCCCCGAACACUGAGGAGGAGGAAGCGGGAGACAUGAGUGAGAGUUUGGCCUGGAACCAGGAGGCCUCGGCUGGCCACGAGAGGAUUCAGACCCUCAAAGCUACAUCAGACAUGGGCUUAGCCAUCAACCAAAGCGAUAAGAGGUCUGAUGCCUCCUACACGUUCUCCUCCGUUACAAAGAUACAGGUGGAGGAAAACUAUAUUAAAGAGAGGCAGCCCAGGGAAGAAAAGCCAUGGCAGUCCACAUCCGCCGCCACUAGCCUGCGAGGCAAGGUCUACGACUACUACGUCCAGUCCACCUCGCAGUCUGUGUCGAAGGAGCGGCCCUGCUCGUACACCGACUCACUCUACGACCCCGACAAAAUCCACGAAGAGCUCAGUGAAUAUGAGACUUGGCUGCGCCUGUCUUCACCCCAAGAACCAGCCGGUGGGUCGGCAGCGGGAGAUGAAGACCGAGCUUCACUGACAGCAAACAUCCCAACCAUCUCUCCCAGUCUCCUGCCUUUCAGACAUCCCGCGGAGAGCGGGGAGCCUGUAGGCUGGGGUGGUGCAUCGGAUCCGGGCAGCGCCUUCUCGCCCGCCCACAAGACAGCUGAACCGGAACGCAGGUUCGGCAGGAAAGAGAGUUUCCAUCAAAUUGCAGAUAACCCCGAACUUCAGGUGCACAUGGAAGGGUUCGGGGCUUUGACACCAGCCGGCAGAUCUGACUCAAGCACUCCCCCCACCAGUCCCCUCCACUCCUGCUCCGUCGUUUCCCUGGUGGAACCGUUUCACAGCCUCCAGCCUCAUGCAAGCAACGAAGCCAGAGUGGAACUCAUUGCUGGUGCCAACUUCUUCAAAGUCCCAUUAAGCUUGCAGUCCGACGUGGACAUCCACCUGGAUUUGGGGAACUGCUAUGAUGUCCUGUGCAUGGCCAAGCAGCAGAAACUGGACAGUCUCCAGGAGGCAGCGUAUAAGGUCAUGAGCGACAAUUACCUCCAGGUCCUGAAGAACCCGUCUAUCUACGGGCGCCUCAAUGCCAGGGAGAGGGAGCUGAUCCUCCUGAGGAGGAUGAAGGGCAGGAAGUACGUCACCGUGGCAGACGUCAGCACGCAGGAGCGAAGCUUGAACACCAGCAGGCUCUGUUACUACGAGAACGAAGGCGACGUCUGGCAUCCCCUGUCCUAUAUGCCAGUGGAGGCGGUUUCUAGGGGAUGCGCCGUCUGCAGCAUGUUCAAUUACCUCUUUGUGGUGGCUGGCUGCGAAGGGCUGGGCCAGCACCAGAAGUCUUCCAACAGGGUCUUCUGCUACAACCCCCUGACCAGUAUCUGGCAGGAGAUCUGCCCACUGAACCAAGCCAGGCCUCACUGCAAGCUUGUCGCCUUGGAUGGAUACCUGUAUGCGAUUGGGGGAGAGUGCCUCUAUACUGUGGAAAGGUAUGACCCCCGCCAGGACCGGUGGGCCUUCACCGCGCCGCUGCCCAAUGAUACCUUCGCCGUCGCCCACACCGCGACGGCGUGCGACGGGGAGAUUUAUGUGACCGGGGGCACACUGCGCUACAUGUUGCUCCGGUACGUCAGCCGGUCAGACAGCUGGAAGGUCAGCAUCACCAGCGGGAGCAAGGACCGGACCACCGAAAUGGUGACCGCCGGUGGCUUCAUCUACCGCUUUGACCUCAACCGCAGCAUGGGCAUCAGCGUCUACCGCUGCAGCCCGAAAGCCAAGCUGUGGUACGAGUGCGCCACCAAACGCAUGCCCUUCCCACCCUGCUUCCAGUGUGCCGUGGUGGAGAACCUGGUUUACUGCAUCAGCCGCCAGUUCAACCUCAGGUUCCUGGCUGACCACGUCUCGCCGCGCUUCGGAGUCAAGGAGUUACAACUUUUCCCUUCCCCCCGGGGGACCCUCCUCCCCGUCGUCCUGGUGCUGCCAGACAGAGGCACGGUGCAAACAAGGGUCUGA